Messenger RNA from Oncorhynchus tshawytscha (Chinook salmon), 4587 nucleotides. Its product is annotated as poly(A) polymerase type 3. Gene Ontology annotation, cellular component: nucleus. The transcript is spliced from 20 exons. Gene Ontology annotation, molecular function: RNA binding; poly(A) RNA polymerase activity. The record is from RefSeq and is a predicted model, not a curated record. The coding region runs from base 205 to 2415 and encodes 736 amino acids. NCBI's taxonomy places the organism in Eukaryota, Metazoa, Chordata, Actinopteri, Salmoniformes, Salmonidae.
GGUUUUUUGCGGUGACAGCAAAAGCGGCACACGCCAUGUUCAGUGGAAACAAAAGGGGCAAGUUUCCACUGCUUGGUUGCCGGGUAAAGAAAUAACAUCGCUGGCUAGUUAGCUAAAUUUGAUGAAAAAUGAUAAAACGAGUAUGAGAAGGGAUUCUUUUUUGGGGGCGGGGGGUUGAUUGGAAAAUUGCUGGAAGUUGUUACAAUGCCCUUUCCGUCUACAAACCAGGUGUUGUUGGGUCGGGAAACACCCAAGCACUAUGGGAUCACUUCUCCUAUCAGCCUGGCCCAAGCCAAGGAGGCUGACCUGGUCCUCACACACAGGCUGACUGAGGCCCUGAAACCAUACGGGGUGUUUGAAGAGGAGCUGGAACUACAGCGCAGAAUACAUGUGUUGGGAAAACUGAACACACUGGUGAAGGAAUGGAUCCGUGACGUCAGUGAGACAAAGAAUCUGCCUGCCUCAGUGAUUGAAACGGUUGGAGGGAAGAUCUUCACAUUUGGGUCCUACAGGUUAGGAGUCCACACUAAAGGUGCUGACAUUGAUGCCCUGUGUGUGGCUCCUCGGCAUGUGGAGAGAACAGACUUCUUCUCCUCGUUCCUGGACAAGCUGAAGGAGCAGGAGGAGGUCAAAGAUUUGAGGGCUGUUGAGGAGGCAUUUGUCCCUGUGAUAAAGCUGUCUUUUGACAGCAUUGAGAUCGAUAUCCUGUUUGCUCGGUUAGCGUUGCAAACCAUCCCAGAGAAUCUGGACCUCCGAGAUGACGGGCUGCUGAAGAACCUUGACAUCCGCUGCAUUAGGAGUCUUAAUGGUUGUAGAGUUACAGAUGAAAUCCUCCAUCUUGUGCCCAACAUUGAGAACUUCAGACUGACACUGAGGACCAUCAAGCUGUGGGCUAAACGUCAUAACAUCUACAGUAAUAUCCUGGGCUUCCUGGGUGGUGUCUCCUGGGCCAUGCUGGUAGCCAGGACCUGCCAGCUCUACCCCAACGCCGUGGCCUCCACCCUCGUACACAAGUUCUUCCUCGUCUUCUCCAAAUGGGAAUGGCCCAACCCUGUUCUCCUGAAGCAGCCAGAGGACUGCAACCUGAACCUGCCAGUCUGGGACCCCAGGGUAAUGCUGAUCAUAAUGUUGAACCUGCCAGUCUGGGACCCCAGGGUAAUGUUGAUCAUAAUGUUGAACCUGCCAGUCUGGGACCCCAGGGUGACCCCCAGUGACCGGUACCACCUGAUGCCCAUCAUCACACCAGCCUACCCCCAGCAGAACUCUACCUACAACGUCUCUGCCUCUACGCGUGCCGUCAUGGUGGACGAGUUCAAACAGGGUCUGGCCAUCACAGAUGAAAUUUUGCAGAGUAAAGCAGAGUGGUCCAAACUAUUUGAAGCACCAAACUUCUUUCAGAAAUACAAGCAUUAUAUUGUGUUGCUAGCAAGCGCCCCCACCGAGAAGCAGCACCUGGAGUGGGUUGGUCUGGUUGAGUCUAAGAUCAGGAUCUUAGUAGGAAACCUGGAGAAGAAUGAGUACAUAACGUUGGCCCAUGUCAACCCCCAGUCAUUCCCUGGACCCAGGGAAAGCAGGGAGAAAGAGGAGGUCAGCACCAUGUGGGUGAUAGGUGUUAUCUUUAAGAAGAUGGAGGCAUCAGAGAACCUCAACGUUGACCUGACCAUUGACAUCCAGUCCUUUACUGACACGGUGUACCGGCAGGCGAUGAACAGCAAGAUGUUUGAGGCGGACAUGAAGAUCCAGGCCAUGCAUGUGAAGAGGAGACAACUUCACCAGCUACUGCCCGACCUGGUCAUGCCCAAACGCAGGAAGCACUCGACAGAGGGGCUUCGUCAGAUGAAUGACAGUAGUCUGGACCUAUCGUUAGACAGUGACAACAGUAUGUCUGUGCCAUCCCCCACGGCCAUGCCAGCCACUGUGCCCACGUCAACCCCAGUGAAGUGUGGCCCACUAGGUCCCCUUGCGGCUGCAGCCGGCCAGCCUGAGGCCCCAGCUGUGAAGAGACCUGGCUCCCCUAUGCAGGAAGAGAGGAAGCGGUUCAAAUCAGAUGCUGAGGAUUCAGCUGUUGAGAAAAAGCCUUCAGGAGACACAGUCCCCACAAGCCUGACCCCCUCUCCUCCGCCCACCAUGGGCCCCCCAGCGGCCCCCCGCACCUCUCGCCAGGAGAUGCUGGAGGAGGAGGACCCCUCCCCAGUCCCAGAGAAUGGGGCAGCUGGCGGAGAGGAGUGCACCACUGUGGAGGCACAGGUCAAUGAGGACAGUAUGUCCGAGGAGAUGCCUGCUUCUGAAGGGGAAGGCAAGAUGGAGGCAGAUAUUAAGCGAAUGGUCAGUGCGGAUCUGUCUGAUGUGCCUCUCCUGCCAGCCAACCCAAUUCCAGUGGUGAAGAACUCUAUAAAGCUUCGCCUCAGCAGGUAGGAGAGAGGACAGACAGACGCAUCUACUCGCCUCCCCGGCCCCUAUACCCUGAACUCUACUGUGGGUGUCCUAAGACAUUCUCAGUCCUCUGCCACGGAAUGCCCACAGUGCUGCAGAUAAAGACACAGACCGACAACACAGGCGACUAGACAGUCGUUGUCUCUUUUCAACCAGGGACAUUGUCAGUUGACACGAAAGGACGUAGCUGCAACUGUCUCCACAAGAGGGCGAUGUUGCUCUUCUGCUGAAUUCUCCUAGGUGGCUUCCAACCUAUACCUUACUGGUUAAAGGGUAGAAGUUGUCCCAUAGACACAGAUCUAGGAUCAGCACACCUUCCCCUGAGUCUUAGUAAAACACAAAACGGACCCUAGAUCAACAUGUCGGCAUCUUCAUCCUACUCCUUCAAGAGCUGCUGGUUACCAGGAAUAAACAACGUGACAUAAAGAUGUCAUCUUUCCUGUGCAUGCAGACGUGUGUGCUGUGCGUGGACGUGGAUGCUCAUUGGUUCUCUCUCUUCUUCUCUCCUCAUUGUGUUAUCCAGAGAACAGAUGAUGACGGAACAAGUUCUGUUGACUAAUGAUUUUGGGAUUUCUUUGUCCCAGUGGUUUACGGUGUGUGUGUGUGUGUGUGUGUGUGUGUGUGAAGCACCUUGGUAUGAUGUCAAAACAUACUGAGUAAUAAAGAAGAGCAGAAUGGAAAAUGAAGAUUGGGUCAGUGGUGUUAGAUGUCUUCCUGUUACCGUUGUGAUAUACCGAAGUGUGUAACAGAUGACAGGUUACGGCUGCGCCAAAGGUAGUACACUAUAAAGGGAAUUGGGUGCCAUUUGGGACGCCCAAAGCGAAUCACUGUCAGUCAGUCAACUGUUGGGAUGUGAGGUGGCCUUUGGGGAUUGUAUGGAGAUGUAUAGAAAAGGGUAUGAGGGUGUUUGGGAUGCCUCAAAAAGACAUGGACACAGUCACACAUGCAGCUAACGCUUGCUAAAGGAACUAGCUCAGGUUCGAGUACAUACACAACACAAUAACUUUGACCAAAAAAAAUAAAGCUCACAACUUCUGUGGGAACAGAAUAGCUUAGUCUCUUCAGGAUAGUUUAGUGUUUUUAUUACGGUAGUCGUAUGUACAGGAUACACAUGGAAAACAUCGUCUGACGAAAUGCUAACUGGUUCCUUCUGGACAAUGCAACAAUAAUAAGACCUAAUAAAAUAUAACAAUAGGAACAUGAAGUAGAUGUCACAGUAGAAUAGAAUAAACCUUUUUUUUAAGUAUAAUAACAGGAAGUCACAAUUUCUAGUACAAUAUUUGGACAGGGUAGAAUAGUCAAUAGUGAUACAGGUCUAUAGUCUAGAGAUGACAGGGAGUUAAGAGUUGUUUUCUACAGGAAUGGUCAGAUUAUAUCAGAGGAAAAUAUGGUUUUCGAGGGCUAUGGCUGGCAUGUUGAGUGGAGAAGUGGUCUGGUGUCUUGAGUAGACCAUUUAGUUAUAUAUAUGCAUAGACUUUGAAUGAAUAGAAGGGGUGUAGUACCUCUGACCAUUCUAAUCAUUCUGAUUCUAUGUAUACAUGCAUUGUACAGUAACUGUUAGUGUCAUGUACCAAAAACAUGAAAAUGAUGAAAAACAAUGCGUUUUCUUUUGCGUGGAACAUGUAAGACUUGAGCUUUCGCAUUGUUGGAUUAUUUGAAUAGAAAUAUAAUUACUCAACUAUCACGCAGAAGGUUAAGAGCACAAAUAUUCUUUGUUGGCUAUUAAUUUCUGAUUUACUAGGUCAUAACAUAAUUGGAAUUUAUCAGAAUAGUCGACGCGUUGAAUACUCGAUAGUAUUGUUAGAGGACGACAGUUAUUUUUGGUUUCACUGUUUCUUUUUUGAAAAGUUUUAAAACGAUGUGUACUGAAUUUUCACUUACUCAAUAUUUUGUUGAUGUCUUAACAAAAUGUAGCUUUUGUUUUGUGCUAAUUGUGUGGGACUCGUAUGUUAACGAUGAAUCUGAAUUUAGACUGCUGUCAACAUAGGGUGCGUUAAUCUACAUGAAUAGAUAAUUUCCUUCAAUGACAAAACAUUAUUUCCCGUUCUUACAAUGCUCUUUUUCAGUUCAAAAUGGUUUCUUAGGUGUAUUUGUAAGGAUGAGGUAUUGUACUUUUUUUUCCCCCCUCAAAAAUAAAGCUCUACGUUGCAAAGA